AUGACGUACGAGAUCCGCAUGUCCAACACGCGCGGCGUGCCGUAUUUCUACAAUACGAAGACGCAACAAUCGUCCUGGGAAGCUCCGAUAGAGUUCAGCAAGGAGCAGAUCUUCAUGCUUCCGGGCGCUCAUUACUUUCACACCUUUGGGGGCGGCGCCCGGCCAACGGAGGUACGCGCAAGUCAUAUACUGGUCAAGCAUAGCGGGAGCCGAAGGCCGUCGAGCUGGAAGCAGGCCCACGUCACUCGCUCGAAAGAAGACGCUAUCGCCAUCUUGAUGGACUUCGAGGCUCAGAUCAGUGGCGAUCCGGCUAAGUUCGCGGAGCUUGCUCGAGAGCACUCUGACGAUUCUUCGCAUAGGAAUGGGGGAGACCUUGGAGUGUUUGGUGCGGGCCAGAUGCAGAAGGCGUUUGAGGAUGCCGCGUUUGCGCUACGGGUCGGCGAGAUGAGCGGGGUGGUGAGCACUGAUAGUGGGGUACAUCUCAUCCUUCGCACGGCAUGA
Molecule: messenger RNA, 501 nt
Organism: Peniophora sp. CBMAI 1063
Lineage: Eukaryota; Fungi; Basidiomycota; Agaricomycetes; Russulales; Peniophoraceae
Source: the annotation of a GenBank genome assembly